ACUUCAGAACGCGGCCGGCUCCCAGCUGCGGCUCGCCCCUCCCGUUCUACGCCGAGAGACCGAACAGAGAGAGCUGCGAAGGUCGAAGCGCCAGGGAGACUCAGGAGCGGCCACCUCCCGGCCUCCUCGGCCUUUUCCCGCGCGUUCUUGGAGGCCGGCGAGCGGUCCCGGGGGGGGGAGGGGGACGCGCUCCCCAGCCCGCCGCAGGAGGCGGGCACGCGCACGCACGCUGGUGUGCGCGCUUGUCUCCUCGGAACCCGGAAGUACGAGGGAGAGGAGCCACGUGGGUUGAGCUGGAGCGCAGCUCGAAUGGGGGAGUCUAUCCCGCUGGCCGCCCCGGUCCCCGUGGAACAGGCUGUGCUGGAGACGUUCUUCUCUCACCUGGGUAUCUUCUCAUACGACAAGGCCAAAGACAAUGUGGAGAAGGAACGGGAGGCCAACAAGAGCGCGGGGGGCAGCUGGCUGUCGCUGCUGGCGGCCUUGGCGCACCUGUCCGCGGCCGAGAAGGUCUAUCACAGCCUCACCUACCUGGGGCAGAAACUAGGGGGCCAGUCUUUCUUCAGCAGGAAGGAUUCCAUCCGUACCAUCUAUACCUCGCUGCACAAUGAGCUGAAGAAGGUGGUGACUGGCCGAGGUGCCCUGGGUGCAACUGCUCCUCACGUGGAAGAACUCCUUUCUCACCUGUCAGAACAGCUCUGCUUCUUUGUUCAGGCUCGGAUGGAGAUCGCAGAUUUCUAUGAGAAGAUGUACACCCUCAGCACACAGAAGGUCAUCAACGCUGAAGAGCUGGUUGGCCUUUUGGAUGCCAUUCUCAAGAAAUACAGCUCCAGGUCAGUAUAGCGUAAGGCGGGGAGAGAAUGUCACAGUCGUCUGGAUCCCA
Messenger RNA from Castor canadensis (American beaver), 880 nucleotides. It is a transcript of the gene Kics2, whose product is annotated as KICSTOR subunit 2. The record is from RefSeq and is a predicted model, not a curated record. Gene Ontology annotation, biological process: cellular response to glucose starvation; protein localization to lysosome; negative regulation of TORC1 signaling. NCBI's taxonomy places the organism in Eukaryota, Metazoa, Chordata, Mammalia, Rodentia, Castoridae. Gene Ontology annotation, cellular component: KICSTOR complex.